Dibothriocephalus latus is the source of this 1440-nucleotide messenger RNA. The record is from the annotation of a GenBank genome assembly. NCBI's taxonomy places the organism in Eukaryota, Metazoa, Platyhelminthes, Cestoda, Diphyllobothriidea, Diphyllobothriidae.
AUGGACGACUUCUAUGGAGACGGUUGCAGACUGGCUGCCCGAGAAAACUGCACAAAGAAUCGAGGCGAACCCCAGUUGUGGUUCAUGCACAAGGCAGACUUUCGAGAAGGCCAGCACGCACCUCGAAUAAGACCUGAGGCCAAAGAAAUCGUCGAGAAAAACUCUGUGCACGUAUCGACUGCCUGUCUGGCGGGCUUUGCUGAUCGCAAUGGAGACUCGAAUAAAGUGCAGGACGAAGUGGCCUCUGCGUCACACCAACGACUACGCACUGCUGAGGCGAACACAAUAGCCAGUAAAAUAAGGAAUCCCCAGGAAGAAUGGUUCGACUUCGAGGGGAAUCAGAAGCUACAACUGAAACCAAAACCUCCGCGUGUAGGAGCUAGCAAAAUUGCAGCGGAAUUUAUGCGACAGCAGAACAGGGGUUCGGACUGGUUCACACCUAUCAAUAAACCAAUCAGCAUUCGCGGCGUCCUGCGUAUGCGCUCGAAGUCGAGUACUGCGGCCGAUCUUCGUGCCUCCUCAGCCUCCAAUUGUCUCGCGCACCCCUCUCAGGCAGCCAGUACAUGUAUGGAGGGAGAAAACAAUCUUCCCAACGGCGCCCUCAGAAAGAACAUGCGUCGUGUUCGCGAAGAGGGACUAGAAUACGCUGAACGGAAUCGCAACAAUAACCUUGUAAGUGCUAGAACCUCUCCCCAGGACGAUGCCAGUGAUGAUGGUAGUCCGGACUAUGCCCCCACUGCUGCUUACGGUGGUGCAGUGAAAAGCGUUCCAAAGGUACACGGAGAGGAAGCGAGGGAAUGGCGCAAUCGCGGUAUCGGUGGAAGUAUGGGACAGGGGAUUUUCGCUGGAACGGCUAAAAUUCCUAGACCGGCUACUGCCCUGAGGGUACGACCAGAAGCAAUGGAAAUCCGUGAAAGAAUGGUUAGUGGUAAUCAACUAGCCAGACGCAUUACACAGCAAGACGGGGACAUUCCUCUCUCCCCGUUCCGUCGAUCGAAGAUGAUUUCGAACGAAGCGGAGGCAGCCUUCCUGCGAGAUCGCGUUGGCAGAAUGAACGAAUUAAUAGGAAAAAAUGCUAAAUCAACUACUUUUCCUUAUCCCUCAAAAGUACAAGCCCGUGUCGUAAACUCCGACGCUGCUCGUGGGAUCCAAGCCCGAUCUACCGGGGCUGCUGCACAGGAACUCCUAACUCACACUGACCUCUGUGAGGCGAGACCUGUCGACAGAAAUACCAGCGCAGACGCGCGGCUGACAGCGGAGCGGAAUCGAAUCGGCUCUGUUGGUGCCCUGUUGGGCUACCACGACAAGAGUGUCAACAAGCCGCAACCCUCUCCCCAAAUCCCACCCAAUACCCUUCGGCUAACUAAUACAGAGGCUAGAACAAUUGCAGAACAGCAGAGAGGCGGUGAAACAAUGCGAGGACUGAUGAUGCCAGGCUAG